CACGUUUCCCACCACCUCAACCUAAAAACUUCUUACUCCCAUCUCCUCUCUUUUACUUCAAUUAUUCUACCAGACCAGUGUUCCGGUACAUUCUUCACAUUACUCUCUUUUUCUCUACUCCUUAUCUGCCUUUUCUCUCUCUCAGUCUCUCUUUCUCCCUAUGCCGUCAUCUUCAUCUCCGGCUGCCCAAUAUGUCUGAUCUGGAACACACCACUGAAGCACCAUGCUCAUCUUCACCCCCCUCAGCCCAAGCAUGGGACGCCACGCCGAUCAACUACGCCUUCCUGGUACACUCUCAGAAAACAUUGACCCAAAAUCUUCCUCCGCGGGUCGACAACAAAUUGCUUGCACGGCAAAAGCGGCGUCGGACGAGCCCGGAAGAUCACGCGAUCCUUGAGGCAGAGUAUCAACGGAACCCCAAACCAGAUAAGACGGCCCGAGCUAGUAUAGUCAGCCGCGUCUCAUUGGGCGAGAAGGAAGUGCAGAUCUGGUUCCAAAAUCGCCGUCAGAAUGACCGUCGAAAGUCCAAGCCUCUCCAACCACACGAGCUUCUCGCGCCUCGAUCAACCGCGUCUGACGCGUCGAAACAUGCCGCCAGUGACGAUAGCCUCUCAUCGGAACUAGUGCCCUCUAGCAGUCCUGAACACCCUGAAGAGAGUUCACAGGAUAAGGUCCCGUCAACACAGUCGUCGGAUAACUCCUGCGGGUCGGAUGAAGCACACGAAGACAAGGAUGGCCUGGAACAGCCGGCACUUAGCUCCCAAACGAGCUUGGCUACAACGGAAGCGCCAGAGGGGUCGCAGCCGGUGUCCGAUAAAACAAUUGCGGAGCCAGAGUCAACCCAAAUACAGGAAACCUCAACAAUGGACGAGUUGGAGCAAAAUAUGGUGAAAAGAAAACGAUCGGUUCCUGAGAUUCAGGGUGACAAGUCAUUUUUACAGGGUGUCUCGACACCAGGCACGUACCAGGAUAUCAAGUCACCACCCUCGCUGCGGAUAUCGCUCUCGUUCGACGGGGAAGCUAUGGUCCGGAAAGAAGGUGAAUACACGCCGUCGCCUCCCAAGGGACGCAAUGCCCUUCGGAUCGCGAUGUCGUCCGACGGGAAAGCUGUUAUCAGAGCUGACGGCGAGCCGUCCCCGUCCAAAAAUCGCAUAUCUAUGUUCUCGGCCCGCAAGCCUCGCUUCGCAGGACUCCGCAGGAGCAGCAGUGCGUUGACUUUCAGCACCCCUCGAGCUGGGAGCACGGAAGUUGAGAGGAUGUUUGGAAGAUCGCGAGACCCCAGGAACUGGGAAGCGUUUUUCGAUACAGAUGCGAGAAGUGCCCUUUCGACUCCAAUGAGCUCACAAAGUGCGCCAGGCUCUGGCUCUCCUGGACUUUUCCAGUCCCGAGGUCAGCGUUCAUUGACCCGAAGCUUGUCAGCAAAGCACACCAAUUCCUUGCCGUCGAACUCUGCAGAGUAUCUCAAUACCCCUGUCCCGAAAUCAAAUAGCGAGAAGAGACGGAAAAUCUCUCGCACUGUCUCUUCUCUGGGCCGGUUGGAGUCUGAUAAUAGAAUUCCUUAUUCGGGAUCCAAUCUGAAGGAUUUUAUGGAAGCGACGAAAGACGGAAAUGAAGACUUCCAGUGCGGCGAUUCAGAUAAAGAGAACUGGAUACCAGGGACGAGGGUAUCUCACAUUCGUCGACGGGCUGCUUCUCAUCAUAACGCUCGACGUUCAGUGCUCAAGGACACCAGCGGAAGAGACGGCAAAGCCAACAAGAACUACAACUCGACUGGCAGAUAUGCCCGAGGGCCUCACCAAAUGCAACAGAGAGCGAACGCGGCCGUCGGCAAGGACGUGUCUGAAUUGGACGCAGAGGUGUCUGCUUUCAUGAGUGGUGGCGGCGGCGCUAGUCAGGAAGAGGAUCUUGACUGCAUUCAGGGACUAUUGUCCCUCAGCCAAGGCGCUUGGAGAUGAAGACUAUGGUCUUGUCAUCUCUAUAAUGACCCACCUUUCUUAUGUCUUCCUGUUUCCUUUGUUUCGUAUUCCUCUUCGCCUGAGUAGAUUAUGUUGGUAAUUACAACCUAGUAAGCGGUGUUUGCCUGUAUGAUUCGGAGUGAUGGCCGACUUGUGAUGAUUGAAUUGUGGACUGUCCAAGACGAUUGCAAUCAUGGGCUCUUUUUGUUUGGCGAUGACAACCCUGUCCUAAUGGACCACGAUAUCCAGUGCUAUUAUCAGCCUAAUACCAUCGAAAUAACCAAAUCAUAUGAUAAAGAAUGCUCUCGGCUUGGUGAUAGGCCAUAGAUUUAGGCAUAGCGUGCGGGGACUGAUAAGCCUAAGGGCCAUCUGCAUGAUUGCCAUCCAUCAUUUGGUCAGCUGAAGGGAU
Aspergillus homomorphus CBS 101889 is the source of this 2364-nucleotide messenger RNA. Its product is annotated as homeobox domain-containing protein. The coding region runs from base 192 to 1955 and encodes 587 amino acids. Gene Ontology annotation, biological process: regulation of transcription by RNA polymerase II; cell differentiation. The transcript has 3 exons. Gene Ontology annotation, molecular function: DNA-binding transcription factor activity, RNA polymerase II-specific; RNA polymerase II cis-regulatory region sequence-specific DNA binding. Lineage: Eukaryota; Fungi; Ascomycota; Eurotiomycetes; Eurotiales; Aspergillaceae. The record is from RefSeq and is a predicted model, not a curated record.